ACUUCUUUAGUAUAGUUUUUUAGUUAUAAACUUUAACUCUUAUAGUGCCUAUAUUACCUUACCUUUUCUCAUUUUAUAGUGUGCAGAUACACAAAAAUGGUUCUAACCAGAGGUGGCUUUAAUGGGAGGGGUCCAAUCAUUAGGCGUCAACCUAAUGUUUCAUCACAACUUUCUUCUGAACAAACACCAUCACAUGGUGAAAUGAAUGAUAAUUCUCAUAUGGAAGAACUAUAUAGGGAUCAAGAGGAGAUGGAAAAUGAUGAUGCAGAUGGUUCUGGCUAUAAUGAAAAUGAAGAGGAAGUAGAGUUUCCUAAUGACACGGGUAAUCCAGAUGCUUCUCAAGUAUUGCACAAAACAGAGGGACUAUGGUUUCAUUCUUGUGAAGUUGUGGAUGAAGUUGUUGAAACUUCAUAUAAGACUUAUUUUAUGGGGCCAUGGAUUAACUGGGCCAAGGUUCUGAAAGAAGCAAAAGCAAUUUGGUGGAAAGCCUUUAAGGCUAAGUUCUCUUGGGAUCCUUCGUUGGCAAAAAUGGUAAAGAAAGGAUGGCAACAAAAAUGUUGUAGACUCCUUUCUAAUGUGGUGAGUAAGAUGUUCACAACAAAAGGUUAUCGCGCUAAAUGGUGUCACCCAAGCAUUAGGAAACGACUUGCAGCAAUUAGAGCAACUGAUACCUUCAAAAAGAAGUCUACCCAAUAUUCGUUAAAUAGAAAGAGGCCUGGGAAAGAAAUGCCAAUCCAUUGCCAAGGAUCUAAAUCAACCGAACAAACUAAGAUUGAAUUGGAGAAACAACUACAACGUGUGCCUACUGCAGCCGAGUUGUAUUGCAAAUGUCAUGUUAAAGAGAAUAAAGGUUUUGUGGAUGAGACGACACAAAAAGUUUAGGUUGAUUUUCAGAAAAAGAAAGCCUCUAAUUUAGAGAGUGAAGAUCCUAAAACGGAGGACGAGGUACUUUUGGAAGCCUUAGGUGGAUGGAAAAAUGGAAGAAUAUAUGGUCUCGGAAGUGCUAUUGACAAUUAUUAUGUGAAACCAAGGAAUGAACCUAGUUCGAAGGCCUGAAAUGAGUUGGUGACUAAUUUGCAAAACCAUGUUCAAGAACUCAAUAUGAAAAAUGUAGAACAAGCAAAAGAACUUGAAGAGACAAAGGCAAGUCUUGUUGAAGCUACUACAAAGCUGAAUAAAACAACAGAUAAGCUUAAUGAAACAGUAGCUGCUAUGAAGGCUAUUCAAGAACAAGUUCAAUUCCUAACCCAAAAUGCAGUGCUUCGCUGAAUUAUAGAUUUUCAUUAUCUACAAACUAUAUAAUUUACUAAGUAGUAAACAAGCAUAUAUUUGGUUGUUUAUUUUUAACGUUGCCUAUUUUAUCUAUAUUAUCUUUUUGUUUAGCCUU
Molecule: messenger RNA, 1387 nt
Organism: Chenopodium quinoa (quinoa)
Lineage: Eukaryota; Viridiplantae; Streptophyta; Magnoliopsida; Caryophyllales; Amaranthaceae
Exons: 5
Coding region: 97-882 (261 amino acids)
Source: RefSeq, a predicted model, not a curated record